Molecule: messenger RNA, 783 nt
Organism: Corticium candelabrum
Lineage: Eukaryota; Metazoa; Porifera; Homoscleromorpha; Homosclerophorida; Plakinidae
Product: guanosine-3',5'-bis(diphosphate) 3'-pyrophosphohydrolase MESH1-like
Exons: 3
Coding region: 29-616 (195 amino acids)
Molecular function (GO): guanosine-3',5'-bis(diphosphate) 3'-diphosphatase activity
Source: RefSeq, a predicted model, not a curated record
ACGUUAGCGCCAAGCAAACAGUUGCAAGAUGGCGGCUGAUAGUGUCUCUUCUGGUUUUGAUGGUUUGGAAGAUUUGGUCGGUGCAAUAAACUUUGCAGCCGUCAAACACAGCAAACAACGUCGUAAAGACGAGGAGAAGACUCCAUACAUUAAUCAUCCUAUUGGAGUGAUGGACAUUCUUUGCAAUGAGGCUGGAAUUAGAGAUCUUGCUGUGCUGAAGGCUGCUGUACUACAUGACACCGUUGAAGACACAGACACUACUCUAGAUGAAGUUGAAGAGAACUUUGGUGCACACGUUCGUAGUGUCGUAGCAGAGGUUACUGAUGAUAAGAGUCUACCUAAGCAAGAGAGGAAGCGUCUUCAAGUUGUGAAUGCACCUCACAAAUCUAGAGAAGCCAAGUUGGUGAAGCUUGCUGACAAGCUUUAUAAUCUUAGAGAUCUGUCCAUCAGCACUCCUUCUGGUUGGUCAGAAGGCAGAGUGCAGGAAUACUUUGUGUGGGCCAGUCAAGUUGUUAAAGGUUUGUCUGGAACUUGCAAAGUAUUGGAAGACAAACUGGCUGAUGUGUUGGCAAAGAAAGGAAUUCGUUUGGAGACAAUUGUAUCGGAGGCAGAGUAGGGAUGCUAGCUUUCUUGUCACUUAUGUUUAUACAUAUUAUGGAAACGUUAUGCAUACAAUGCAGCUGAGUUUUUAGGCUUCGGAACUUUUUGCAAUGGUUUCUUGUGGUCUGUUUGUGAAACAACAUGACUGUCAUCAAAUGUGUACAUGUGUAUGGGGUAUGACCU